UUCAGUAGUAGUGUCGCCGCGCCGGGGCACACUCAAGCGCAUGUUUUUUAAAUAGAACGCCUUGAACUCUAAAUAUCCGUAAAUGUUUUAACUUAGUGUUGUUUUGCAAAGUGUGAGUGAGACAGAAUGCACGGGUUUAGUAAAGUGGGAAGGCGGCAGGUGAUGAGAUGGAAGGAGUGCCGGUUGUUUGAGAGAGUGAAGUAUCAUUCUGGAGCCGGUGUGUUUGGACAUCGGCCUCGAACUGAGAUCGAGAGUGAAACCCCACAAGAAGUGCUCGUGAAGAGGUACGAGAACUGCCGGGCGCAACAACUAGUCGACGCCUACCGCACCCAUGGGCACCUCAAAGCUACCAUUGACAACGUCGAAUACAGGAGCGUUGAUAGGAAUGUGAAAGUGCUGGAGCCCUCCCGCUACGGGUUGACAGCGCGAGACCCUAUAGACACCGGCAUUGUGUACGGGGCGGAUGGGAAACGCGCGGUGGCCGACCUCAUCGACCAGCUUGAGAAGAUAUACUGCGGACCGAUUUCUUAUGAAUUCACACAUUUAGAGACAGAAGCCGAGCAAGAAUGGUUCGCGCAAAGAGUAGAGAGUGGCUCAGACGCUAUAGACAACACACGUCGUCUAGAAAUAGCCAAAGAGCUGCUGCAUUCACAGGCGUGGGAUAAGUUCUUGGCGGUGAAGUUUCCUUCUGUCAAGAGAUAUUGUGGAGAGGGCGCUGAAUCACUUCUAACGUUCUUCUCUACGCUGUUUGGACUAACAACUGCAGAGGGAGUCCAGCACGUGACAGUAAACAUGGGACACCGCGGCAAGCUGAACACCCUGACAGGUCUGCUGGGCUGCCCGCCCGUCCGGAUAUUCCACAAGUUUACCGGCCAGCCCGAGUUUCCUGAAGGGGCUGGCGCGGCCUGUGACACCGUCAUGCAUUUUAGUUCCUCGUCAGACAUAGUCCGGAAUGGUAAAUCAGUUCGAUUUUCCCUGAUCAACUGUCCGUCUCAUUUGGAGGCCGCCAACCCAGUGGCAAUGGGCAAAGCGCGUUCCAAACAACUGCAACUGAGAGAAGGUGACUACUCCACCGACAGCUCUUCAAAAAUGGGAGACAAAGUAUUAAAUUUGCAAGUCCACGGCGACGCAGCCUUCACGGGACAGGGCAUCAACCAAGAGAGCCUCAUGCUAUCCCGCGCGCCGCACUUUGACAUCGGCGGCUCCAUACACGUUAUCGUCAACAACCAAGUUGGAUUCACAUUGCCUGCUCAUCGUGGCCGGUCCUGCCGUUACGUCACGGACUUGGCGAAGACAAUAGCGGCUCCCGUCAUACACGUCAACGCCGACCAUCCAGAGUUAGUCCAGAAGGCAACGAACAUAGCGUUCGAAUACCAGCGCCGGUUCCGCAAGGAUGUGUUUUUGGACUACAACUGCUUCCGGCGCUGGGGUCAUAACGAGGUUGACGACCCCACUUUUACCAAUCCUCUGCUCUACAAGGUCAUACACAAUCGCAAAACCAUUCCUGACCUCUAUGCAGAAAAAUUAGUUUCGGAAGGUAUUUUGAAAGAAGACGAAAUCCAAAGCAUUGCAGCUGAAUAUACCAAAUAUUUACAAUCAGAAUUGGAAGCUGCAAAUUCUUAUAAACCUGAGGCUUCGUACUACCAAGAGCAGUGGGCCGGCAUGGGCGGUGCACCGCGCGCCGUAGAAACAUGGGACACGGGUGCAGACCUGAGUUUAUUGCAAACCGUCGGGCGCGCCUCUGUUCACACUCCUAGCGACUUUAAUAUCCAUCCACAUUUGGCCAAGAUGCACGUAAACAGUCGCAUAUCAAAAUUAACAGACGGGAAGGCUUUGGAUUGGGCAACUGCUGAAGCUUUGGCAUUUGGUUCACUACUCAUGGAGGGUGUGAAUGUGAGGCUUAGCGGUGAGGAUGUUGGCCGUGGCACUUUCUCGCACCGACACGCCAUGCUGGUCGACCAAGCCACUGAACACAUCUACAUACCUCUCAACCACAUACAUCCCGAGCAGAAAGCUUUCCUAGAGGUAGCAAAUACCAUCCUAUCAGAGGAGGCGGUUCUUGCCUACGAAUACGGGAUGGCGUUCGACUCGCCCGCGAACCUGUGCAUUUGGGAGGCGCAGUUUGGAGACUUUUACAACGGCGCACAGAUCAUCGUCGACACUUUCAUCGCUUCUGGAGAAUCUAAAUGGAUGAGAAGCAACGGACUCGUAAUGUUGCUGCCCCACGGCUACGACGGUGCAUGCUCAGAACACUCCUCAUGCAGGGUUGAGCGGUUCUUGCAACAAUCGGACAGUAAAGAGUCUUCUCCUGACUCUGAGGCUGUGUGCCUCCACAUCGUCAACCCUACUACCCCGGCGCAGUAUUUCCAUCUGUUGAGAAGACAGAUGGUGCGCAACUACAGGAAACCACUGGUAGUGGUGGCGCCCAAAAUACUGCUGCGAUUAGCCGACGCGGUGUCGCCGCUGCAGGACUUCGCGCCUGGCACACAUUUCAAUCCUAUUAUUGGUGACUCAUUAGCAGAUCCCUUAAAAGUGAAACGGGUGAUCUUAGUGAGCGGGAAACAUUACUACGAGUUGCAUAAGGAACGCGUGCGCGCCAAGAUCGAAGAUGUGGCCAUCGUGAGGGUGGAGGCACUCAGCCCCUUCCCACUGCAGGCCCUGCAGGCCGAGCUAGAUAAAUAUUCUAAUGCUAGAAAAUUCAUAUGGAGUCAAGAAGAACAUAGAAAUAUGGGAGCCUGGACCUUCGUCAAACCUCGUUUUGAAAAUUUAUUAGGAAGAAAGUUGGUAUACGCGGGCCGAGCAGAGGCUCCAACGCCUGCCGUGGGCGCAGGCGUGCUGCACCGAAGAGAAGUGGAACAUAUCCUCAAAGAACCGCUAUACAACAUCAAGUGAUGCACCCCGAUUCAAUCACGAGUUCUAUCGAAAGAUGCUAAUGAGGAGGCAAAUUGACAUUUAAAAAAAAAAUCUACGGCAAAACAUGCUUCAGCUGCAUUGGCUGUCUCUCCUAAUACCUCUGCCACACACUCGACGAGCGGCAUGGGAAGUAGGCAGAGGCAUAGUGUGGCCGCGCUACUCACGCCGCUCGUCAUGCCCACCGCUCACUAUUUUGUCGGUUUUUUGGCCCGAGUCAAAGGGCUGGCAACAACCUAGUGCGAUAAGGCCCCCCACAGACGGGAGACAAAACUGUUUUGUCUCCGUCGCUGUCGCUCGGUCUAUGGGCUAGUAUGAAGGUGCACACACGAGGCGACGCAACUUUUCAUACAAAUACGAAAGUCGCCGAGCAACUGUUGCCUCCGUGUGCGCGGAGCCUAAUCGCGCGAGUAGGGCAGUGUGUGGCCAGAGAGGGCAUCAUCGCCGCAGCGCGGGGGGGCUAUAGUGUGGCGGAGGUAUUACACUGAAGUGUGCCUCCUCAUUGUGGUAUCUGGUGUUUAUAUUAGCCACUCAGAUAGUUACAUACUCGUAAAAUCUAAUUUGUUUUACAAUUACAUGUAACGGACAGGAAUUUAUAAAAUGUGCAUUUAUUUUUUAUACACGUUGUUUUUAUUACUAAAAUAUUAUUUUAUGGUGCUUUAAGGUCAUUUCGAUCAAUAUCCUGGUUAAUAAGAAGGUUGAUAACUAAUUAAUAAUUUUGACCAAGUUUCUAUAAAUUAUCUGUGAGUCUACUAAACUCAUUGUGUAAUUACUUCAAAUCACCCCUUUGUUAAAUUAUAGUUAUUAUAAUAAAUUUGUUGUUAUUAUAAUAAAUUUAGUAUUCAAAUUAUUA
Messenger RNA from Leguminivora glycinivorella, 3763 nucleotides. Its product is annotated as probable 2-oxoglutarate dehydrogenase E1 component DHKTD1 homolog, mitochondrial. The transcript is spliced from 20 exons. Gene Ontology annotation, molecular function: oxoglutarate dehydrogenase (succinyl-transferring) activity; thiamine pyrophosphate binding. The record is from RefSeq and is a predicted model, not a curated record. Gene Ontology annotation, biological process: tricarboxylic acid cycle. Lineage: Eukaryota; Metazoa; Arthropoda; Insecta; Lepidoptera; Tortricidae. Bases 127 to 2892 code for a protein of 921 amino acids.